CUAUGGUGUUCUUUCCCGCGGUGACCACCAUCUUUUUUAUUGGAGUGUGAUUUUUUGUUUAUGUGUUUUGACAUCAGGAAGGCUAUAUUUUAUUUUUGAAGUUAUGGAAAGAAAACAUCGCAGGACUCAUCACUGUGCAGUACCUAAUUGUCCCACCAAUAGAAAUCCAUUUUUUAACAAAAGCUUCUUUAGGUUUCCAAGAGAGGAAUCGUUGUGCAAGGAGUGGGUGGCAGCCAUCGGGCGGUCAGACUUCACGGACAAGAGCGCAGAGUUCCUCUACAGCGCACACAGAAUCUGCAGUGAGCACUUUGAGGACAAGUGGUUUGUGAAUGAGCUGAAGAACAGACGCCACAGCCAGGCGGUGCCCAGCAUCUUCCUGACGCACGGCAGUCACCACGGCGCCAGGCAACGGCGCAAGCGACAAGCCGACGACGGUGGACCUCAGCCGAGGCAGAAGAAACGAAAGUUGGCGCUGAAGGCUAAGGAUGUGAACUCUGUCUCGACUGACGAAGCGUCGGGCCGUGGAAGAGUGUCAUCAGGCAUGCCGGUGAGCGCGGGCGGUCCGUGCUGCGCCGUGCCGUGCUGCUCCAACAAGAUGCACGUGACGAGGGGCAGCGACAAGGCGAGCCACGUGCUGUACCACUCGUUCCCCCGCACGGCGGGCCUCAGGCGGGCGUGGAUGAAGGCGUGCGGCCUGGGGCGCCUCCUGGGGCGCAGCGGCCACUUCGUCUGCUCCGACCACUUCCCGGCCGCGGACUACGUCACCAGCCGCUCCAACGGCCGCAGGAAGCUGAAGCAGACUGCUGUGCCCUCACAGAAGCUGGGUGGGGGCACGGACAACAAGAGAGACGUGUUCCGCUGGCCGGUGAUCGACAAGGUGUACGCGCAGUGGAAGGAUCACUCGACCUUGGUGAAUGAGACCACGGUUGUGAUAAAGCAGGAGGCAGAGGAGCCGGUAGUGAACGGGACCGCGCAGUCUACAAAGCCGUGCGUCGUCAACCUUUCCUUGAACAACGUUCUGACCAGAAGAGAUUCCAGAGAGGUGCUGGAGCUGCUGACGGCGGGGAGCCUCCCGGUCCCGGCGGGGCCGAAGCGUGGCCGCAGCGAGGCCAACACCGACCCCAUCGUGAAGCUGUACAGAAGCGUGCGGCUGGAAACUGCGCAAGGAAAAGAGAGAAUGUCGGUCGAUGACGUGAGGUCGGACGCCGGUGAGGGAGCGACUCGGGGCAAGCCUGCUCGUUCAGGCAGGCGGGAUCCGGGUUUGGGAGUGACGUCAGCUAACUCCACAUUUAAGGAAAAAACGAAAACUUACAAGCGUGGAAAAAGACGACGGGUUUUUACGAUACUUAAAAGAAUACGAUCGAGGAUUUCGACCACGCAAGAGAAAUCUAGAAGUUCGGUGAUCAGCAGCAAACCACGUUUCUCAACUAGUGUAGCGAACCAGAGUAGAUCACGUUCGAGAACUGUGAAACCCGAAGAAAAAUACAAACCCAUUUUGGAAGAGCCAUCGAAAGUCUGUGACAAACAGAGUGACUGUAAAGAAACCAGUUUCUCGGUGCUGGACAACGUGCCCUGUCCGACAUCUGACGUCGGUCAGACGGUGCCGGACGUGCCGGAUAACAUGUCCAGCACGACCUCCGUCAGCUCUGAGAACAGCAGUCAGUUGGUCAUGGGCAACGUGGCCAGCCCUGCGACCGACGACGACGAAGACGGUCACCACGUGUACCUGGAGAACGUUCCCAGUUCCACCACCGAUGACGUGGAGAAGAGCAUGGUUGCAAGUGUGUUCGACAAACUAGAGAAUGAUCAGGACACCGCUCCGGACUCGACGGAGUCCUUGGUCGCCGCAGACUUGCCUGUCGCAGAGAUGAAGCAGAAACGACGAGGCGUGAGCAAAACGAACCCCGCGGCGCCCGUGCGGAGGACGGAGAGAGUGCCGGUGAAGAAAAAGUUCCCGGGUGACUUCGAAGGCCCCGACUCGAAGAUGGUGAGGAGGCGGAGGGGCAAGACCCUCUCCCCGGAGCGAGUUGAUUCGCCAGCACCGGCCGUAGAGACACCGUCCACGCCGCCAUUCAGGCACGCAUCACCCGAGAGAACCACCUCCUGUUCGCCCGUCACGUCAUCGACAGUGCCUGGGGGAGUGGCCCCUUCCACCACGUCGACACCGGCCAAGUCACCAGCAGCACCCGAGAGCAGCCCGCCCCCGGAGGAGCUGUGCUUCGUGUGCGACAAGGCGGCGCGGGGCGGCGUGUCGGUGCACCAGCGCACGGCCACCAGCGCAGUGCACAUCCACGAGAAGCUGGAUGCCAUCCUGGGGGUGGACCGGCUGACCUUGAAGCUGGACGAGGAGGCCGUGCUGUGUCCGCGCUGUGCCCAGCUGCUGGACUACGUGGACCGCAUCGAGGUGGAGCUGGACACGCUCAACCGCGCCAUCGUGGACUGCAUGCGGCCCAAGUGUGUAUCGGAAACGUCUGGUGUAACCGAGGAGCCGGCCCGGCGACAGCACGCCUGCAGGAUCUGUCGCUUCAAGACGCCGUACCAGUCGCUCAUGGUGUUCCACCUGCGGCAGCACCUCAAGGUGGGCAGUUACCGCUGCGACUUCUGCAGCUGCCGGCUGCAGGCAGACGAGGUGCGCAAGUGUCUCCGGCCCGAGCAGCUCGGCUGAUGGCUCUGCCCGAGCAGUGCUUCAAGAGACUUUUAAAAACGAACCGUGUUUGUUUGGACUGCAACCAUGUUGAACACUAAAGUACAUUAUGUGAUUCUGUAACUUAUGUUCAUACGCAUGUAUAAAUUUGUCAUUUCUAAAAAAAAAAAAAAAAAAAAAAAUUGGGCAGUAAUUUUUUUUUAAAUUUUUGAUUUAACAAUACACAAAUGGGUACUAUUCGAUUCAAAAAAAUAACAGGCGCACAGGCCUAGUUUCAGACUGUUCAUAAAAAACAUCACAAAAUUUGCUGUUUCUAAAAUUCUAAUUAAAAUGGUACCACAAUGUUAGACUAAAAAAA
Messenger RNA from Bacillus rossius redtenbacheri, 3002 nucleotides. RefSeq lists its product as uncharacterized. The record is from RefSeq and is a predicted model, not a curated record. The coding region runs from base 104 to 2665 and encodes 853 amino acids. Gene Ontology annotation, molecular function: sequence-specific DNA binding. The transcript has 11 exons. Lineage: Eukaryota; Metazoa; Arthropoda; Insecta; Phasmatodea; Bacillidae.